AAAAGACUAGUCUAUACCCGAAUGUAAUUAUGAGAGGAACAAAAUUAAUAUUGAUGGAGGUAGGAAAUGUAAAAUUUCUGGAUUCUCUCAAUUAUUUCCCUAUGCCUCUAACUGCUCUACCCAAGGCGUUUGAUUUGAAAGAGCUAAAGAAAGGAUACUUUCCACAUUUAUUCAACACUUUGGCUCAUCAGAAUUAUGUAGGCCCAAUUCCAGCGCUCAACUUCUACGAUCCCGACCAUUUAAAAGAAGACGCUCGGGAAGAAUUAUUAAAAUGGCAUGGCGAAAGACAAGCGGAGGGAUACGUUUUUGAUUUUCAGAAAGAAAUCGUUGAAUACUGUAUCUCCGACGUGGAAAUAUUGACACAGGCGUGUCUCAAAUUUCGAGACCUGAUGAAAACCGAAACCACAGUCGAUCCCUUCCAGGAAAGCACCACUAUUGCAUCAUGCUGUAACAAAGUCUUUAGACGCAAUUUUUUAAAACCUGAGACGAUCGGGAUUCGACCGAACCAGAACUUAUAUCACCCCGUUUUACCGUUAAAAGUGAACAACAAAUUGAUGUUUGUUAACUGCCAAAAAUGUGGUAAAAAUUUCGUUCGAGAAGAGUGUCACCAUUCUAUUCAAGAAAGAAGCAUAAAAGGAACUUGGGUGAUAGAAGAGGUGCUCAAAGCUAUUGAAAAAGGUUACCAGAUUAUAGAGACUUACGAAAUAUGGGAAUACGACACAAUUCAGCUCAGUAAAGACCAAGAGGGGUUAUUUAGCGGAAUGAUGAACAAGUUUCUACAAAUAAAACAACAAGCUUCAGGAUGGCCUAAACAUUGCUUAACGGAUGAAGAAAAAACCAUUAUAUUGAUGCAUUUUUGGAUAGAGAGGACAUAA
Molecule: messenger RNA, 875 nt
Organism: Acanthoscelides obtectus
Lineage: Eukaryota; Metazoa; Arthropoda; Insecta; Coleoptera; Chrysomelidae
Source: the annotation of a GenBank genome assembly